AUGCAAUAUCAGAGUUAUUAAUAUUAUAGUUAUGGGAAUCUGAAGGAAUUGUAGGAAAUAAUAAAGGUUGAUGGAAUUGGAAUAAUGAAUAUUGAUGAAGAUGAAUAAAUAAUCGAAUAUUAGAUAGAUCGAUCAAAAUGUGUUAGAUUAAGUGAUCUCAUAUAUAUGAUUACUUAUAACUUUCUUAGAUUUCAUUUAGGAUAACUAUUAGAGUUAUUUGCUCAAUUAUUAAAGAAAGUCAUUUCAUAAUAAGCUUAAAAUCAUAUUUAGCAUUAAUACUUAGAUACCAAUAGAAUAUGGUUGGUAUUUAAAAAUGAAUCUCCUCGUUUAAGCGUUGUUUAUACUAAAAUUGAUUAUACAAUUGCUUUUACAGGUUAUCAAUGUUAAUUAUUUGAAAAAGGACCACGCGACACCAAAUCAGCAGAUGAAUAAAUCUAAAAUAUUAUAAAAGCCAUUUUGAAAAAAUUUAAGAAAGAUAAUAUAUUUUUCAAUCCUUCUAAAAAAAAUGAAAUUGACAAUCAGAUUUAUGAUCCAAUUAUCUAAGCUUGUGAUAAACUUUGCAUAGAAACUACUUUCGAAGUAAUCAUGUAACUAUAAUCUAAAUAUGAACUUAAUAAAGUAUAAUAAACUAUUUAAUUGGACAUUUAAUUAGAGAAUUCAAAGGUUGAUCUUGCAAGAAAUUAAAAUCUACCCAAAAUUGAGUAAUAGUUGAAAGCUUAUAUUUACGCUUUAAAAUCUGAGACUAUAUUUGACUUGGAAUUCAUUAUUUUGACUUAGAUAGAAAAUAUGAUAGUUCCUCUUGAAAAUCCUAAAAUCAAUUUCAAUAAAAUAGAAGAGCAUAAUGAGUAUUUUAAGGAAGUGAAAUCAAUUUAACAAAAAACUUACAUCAAACGAAAGGAAUAACUACAAAGUUGUAUUUAAUAAAUUAUUGAGGAUGCCUUAAAAAAAAUGUUGGAAGAUUAUAAAUUUGAAUUCAAAUAAGAAGAAAAGUAAGAAUUAAAUGAGACUGUGGUAAAUAGAAUUUUAAAUCUGAAAUUGAAUAAAUAUUUUUAUAAUUCUCCGCAUUAUCAUUUAAAAAUAAGCGAAGAGAGUUUGUUAUAAUAAUAAUUAAGUUUACAAAGUAAACUUAUUUAAAAAGUAGUAAAUGAAGAAGUUUAAAUGCUCAUUUAUUAUCAUAUAUUACUAUUGAUUGAUGAUUUAAUUUGA
Molecule: messenger RNA, 1206 nt
Organism: Paramecium tetraurelia
Lineage: Eukaryota; Ciliophora; Oligohymenophorea; Peniculida; Parameciidae
Exons: 2
Source: RefSeq, a predicted model, not a curated record